UAUCCUGCAUUAAGCACCUAAGUAACAGUAGCAACAAAUUACAUUUGACGUGAAUUUUCUAGCAUAAGAAAAAUGAUACUGUACAAAAUUAUAGUGCUACAGCUAUUGGUAGCUGUAGCUUACUCGUCUGACCAUCAGACUUACCCAGGGACGUCAACGAGACCUAUUUUAUCAGAUUCAGAGGCCGCUCUUUAUACAAAAGAGACAUAUUUACAAGGAUGGACUCCCGAAACAAUCAGCACCAGUAAACAAGAUUAUUUAGUGGGAUCAGGUGGAUAUUCUACCAUACAAGAAGCCGUAAAUGCUGCGGUUACUGCCGGUGGAACCACUAGAAAAUACAUUAAGAUAUCAGCAGGAACGUACAGGGAAGCCGUGCUUAUUCCUAAAACUGACGUGCCACUCACCUUGUAUGGUACCCCAGGGAGUCCUGGAGAUGUUCAUAUUGUUCUUACUCAGCCUGCAACGAUGACUGGUACCGCAUAUGCUAAUCAAGUGAACCCGAACGGUGCCAAAUAUAAGAGCGGCGAUCCGGCUUAUUCCAUGUAUUACAAAUGCGCCAGUAAAGAUACCAUUGGUACCACUUGUAGCAGUGUGUUCCAGGCCUCUAACGACAAUUUGGAACUUGCCUAUUUGACUGUAGAGAACCCCAGUACCGAGGCACAGGCUGUAGCCUUCUUGGGCUCUGGAGACAAGCAACAGUUCGAUCACGUGUGGUUCUACGGAUUUCAAGAUACACUCUACGUUAAAAAUGGCAGAAAGUAUUUCAAGAAACCGACGAUCAAAGGUGACGUAGACUUCAUCUUCGGUGAUGCCUCGGCUGUAUUCGAGUGGGCUCAAAUCAUCGCCAGGGGAGACAGACGUAGUUCGGCCGUUGUAUUCGCACCCAAUACGCCAAAAACUCAAAAAUACGGUUUUUUAACGAUAAACAGCAAAAUUACCGCUGAUAACGCAGUGAAAUCGAAGAAGGGUUGCAGCCUCGCUAGGGACUGGCUUUCCAAUGAUGAUGUUAAUGGACAAGUGGUAAUAAGGGAAACGGAAGUGGUCGACGUCAUAAACGUUACUGCGCCCUACGCGACUUCCACCGGUGGUACUAAACCGUUUGCCGGAAACGCAAAUACUAAUAGAGACUUGGACGAUACUAACUAUAACAGAUUCUGGGAAUAUAAGAACACUGGAACUGGAGCUUAAGUUAUAAUAAAAAAAUUAAGUUAGA
Molecule: messenger RNA, 1213 nt
Organism: Anthonomus grandis grandis
Lineage: Eukaryota; Metazoa; Arthropoda; Insecta; Coleoptera; Curculionidae
Product: pectinesterase-like
Exons: 5
Coding region: 73-1188 (371 amino acids)
Biological process (GO): cell wall modification
Cellular component (GO): cell outer membrane
Molecular function (GO): pectinesterase activity
Source: RefSeq, a predicted model, not a curated record